AAUAGAUAUUAUCAUUAAAAAUGGCUUCCAAGCCUUCAUGUAGAACGUGCGGUGGAUGCAAAUACAAAGGAAAGGCCAAGCCCCUAUUUAAAAAUGAAGCUGGCAAUGAAAUUUUGAACUACAUAAAAAUAAUAACUGGUCUCGGGUUGGAUGAUUUGCCUAAUAUGCCAGGGCAUAUAUGUAUGACCUGUGAAUAUCAUUUGGAUCAAGCGAUUUCCUUUCGGGAACGAUGCAUACGCACGCAUGAAAUAUUUUCCUCUAUAAAUAUUCAAAGUGGAAAAAAUAGCGAAGAAAAUUUAACCAUUUUAUCAAUUUUUGAUAAAACAGACCUUAAUUAUCACUCAAACUCUAUUGAGGAGGAACAUGAAAACAAUGGUACGAUUUCUCAACCAUUGAUUGAUAAAAGUUGUGUCAUAGUAUUAGACCAAAAAGAUGUUCCUGAGGAAAAUUGCGUGACACCGAAUAAGCAGUUGGAAGCAAAGUCCUCAAAACAUCAAAAUAGGCCCGUUUAUCCAUACAAAUGUCUGUACUGUGAAAAACAAUUUAAGAGUACAAUAAUCCGUGCGAAGCAUCAUAGAGCCCAUGCAGGAGAGCGCCAAUACAAGUGCAAAUUGUGUAACAUGUCUUUUGAGCAGGCCCGAUAUUUAAAAGGACACAUAGAUUCUGAAGGCCAUCAAAAUAAAAUGGCUGCGGGAAACUCCAUAUUAAUAAAUAAUCAAAACACUUCUACAAACAACCGUAAUAAAUUUUGCGCAAACCCACCAAUUGAAUACAAUGAUGUCAAUAAUUCAAAUCGGUUUGACAACGCCUUUGAAAUAUUUUUAAAAACAGAUCAAACACAGAACGAUGAAACCAAUAAUCUCGCUGCAGUAGAUCCAAUCGCCACCGCCUGCGAAAUUGUUAAAGCUCCAGUAAAAAACGAUCAACAAUAUAAUUUAGAUGAAGAACAAAGCAAUGAAGCCAGUGCUGAUUUCGAAAAUGUUAUGUGCGAGAGAGCUCAGAUGGGGAAGAAUCGGUACAAGUGUAAGUAUUGCGACAAGAGAUUUAGCAAACCAUCAAACUGCAGGGCACACGAGAGAGUGCAUACAGGAGAGCGACCAUUCCAAUGUGAAAAUUGCGAUGUAUCAUUUAAAUGGAAACAGAGCUUAAAAAGGCAUAUAAACUCCCUGGGACACCAAAAUAAUGAAGGCUUUAGAGAUGACGAAACAAAAUGCAAAAGAAACCAUAAAAACACGGAACAUAAAGAGGUUUGCAUACAUGAUACUGAAGGAGAAGAGAAGUCUACUAGUCUUCAGAAGUUAUUGGAAUUCAGCACGGGAAAGGAAGAGAAUACUUGUAAAACAGUUUCAAAAGUAGAUCAACAAUCAGUCGAAAAUAACCGAUGCUUUGAAGAACAUGAAGACAUUAACGCCGCUACUCUUGAUCCCACUGACAACGUGCAUGAAAGCAAUUCUGCCAUUUCUCUACUGGAAGGGGCUGUUCUGGAAAGAGCUGAAGAAGGCGGAAUUCGGUACAAUUGUAAGUACUGUGGGAAGAGAUUUACUAAGCCUUCAAAUUGCAGAGCGCACGAAAGAGUACAUACUGGAGAGCGACCAUUCAUAUGCGAAAUUUGCGAUGUGUCUUUUAAAUGGAAACAAAGUUUACAGAGGCAUAUAAACUCCCUGGAACAUCAAAAUAAUAAGAGCUUUAGUUCUGAAAAUACCGUAAAAUGCAACAAAAACUAUGAGAAUACCGAACAUAAAAGGAUAAUGGAGUUUCGCGCAGAUUACACUAAAAGAGAAGACAAAUGUACAAGUGAACCAAAGCCACAAGAAGCAGACAUGGAGAGCCAGGAAUGCAGCUCGAAGGCAGAAGAUAACAAUGAGUUAUUAUUGACAGCGUCAUUGUCGAAGUUUAUUUGUGGAAACGAAGACUGUAAUAUUGAAUUCAAAUCGAAUUUAUCAAGGGUUUUCCACGAGAGAACUCAUAAGGGAGAGCUUCGGUACAAGUGUAAGUACUGUGACAAGAGAUUUGAUAAAUCAUCAAACUGCAGGGAGCACUACAGAGUUCAUACUGGAGAGCGACCAUUCAAAUGUGACAUUUGCGAAGUGUCGUAUAAAUGGAGCCAACAUUUAAAGAGGCAUAUAAAGUCCCUGGAACAUCUAAAUAAAAAGAAUGCUACUUUAAAUCCGAUUGACAACGCCCAAUUGUCAAGCUUUACAGAAUGUAAAAGUAAUGAUGAACAUAAUAGGCCCUCAACCGAAAAUGCCUGUACAAAUCAAAAUCAUGAUACAAGCCGAAUUCGACGCGCAGUUUGGAUUUGUGAUCAAUGUGGCAAGCAUUUUAAGGAUUCGCAGGGGUUUAAAUUCCAUAUGCUUCGACACACCGGAAACAAACAAUUCGCAUGCAAUUUAUGUGACACUAAAUUUUACCAAAAUCAUAUGCUCCAGUUACACAUACUCACAGUUCAUAAGGGCGAAAGACCAUUUGUUUGCCGAUACGAAAACUGUGAUAGGAAGUUUAAAGCAGUGUCUACAAGACUUGUUCAUGAAAGAACGCAUACUUGUGAUUAUCCGUACAAAUGUCAUUAUUGUUUUAAAAAAUUUAACAAAAAAUCAUCUCUAACAGCCCACCAAAGAGUGCAUACGGGGGAGCGGCCAUACAAGUGCCAUUUGUGUGAGCAAAAAUUUAAGCAGAAAAACACACUGAAAGAGCAUCAACGUACACAUAAUCCAGAGGCAGUACCCCCGAGACGACAGUAUAGGCGUGAUUGUGAUCAUUGUGGGCAAACUUUUAAUAGUGCAUAUAAUUAUAAAAUCCACAUACUACGUAUGGCUGGAGACAAGCGAUUCCCAUGUAAUCUAUGUGAUCGAAAAUGCUACACAAAUUAUAUGCUUCAAUUACACAUAAGAAUUGCUCACGCGGGCGAGAGACCUUUUCCUUGUCGAUAUGAAAACUGCGCUAAGAAAUUCAACGACACCUCUACGAGACGUUGUCAUGAAAGAACGCAUUCACAACUUUAUCCUUUUCGUUGUUUGUACUGCAAUAAGGGCUUUAACAAGGUAGCGCAGUGCAAUGCCCACCAAAGUAGGCAUCCAGAACAAGCUAACAAUUAGGAAAUCUAAAAAUAAUAUAAUAUUAAUGCGAAUACGAAUUUAUGGAAAAUUCCAAUCAGGACCUCGAGCCGGCUAAGUCCACCAUACUAAAGCAACAUACGUUCAUACAUACAUGAAUUAGUAAAGUCGCAAAAAUAUAACAAUAUAUGUAUGUAUAUAAUAUUAAA
Scaptodrosophila lebanonensis is the source of this 3262-nucleotide messenger RNA. RefSeq names its product zinc finger protein 709-like. The transcript is spliced from 13 exons. Lineage: Eukaryota; Metazoa; Arthropoda; Insecta; Diptera; Drosophilidae. Gene Ontology annotation, molecular function: DNA-binding transcription activator activity, RNA polymerase II-specific; zinc ion binding; RNA polymerase II cis-regulatory region sequence-specific DNA binding. The coding region runs from base 21 to 3095 and encodes 1024 amino acids. Gene Ontology annotation, cellular component: nucleus. The record is from RefSeq and is a predicted model, not a curated record. Gene Ontology annotation, biological process: regulation of transcription by RNA polymerase II.